AUGCAUCCAGCUAUAAGUCGCAACGACUUCGAAUUGCCUGGUUAUGAUCACCUCACGCUGGAAUUGUCGACACUAAUAUCUGGAUACCCGCCGCCAUUCAUCUAUAUCCACGACCCAGCGAGCUGUGAGGUUACGACGAGAGUAGUCCGCUCACUCCUGAACCAUCUUGAAGCAACACCCAGUAGUGAACUGGACAUCCCUGCCAUUGCAUAUGGUCGUGCAGACGCGAUCUGCUGUCUAUCUCAACGGUGUUUCUACGAAUCGCUCAUACACACGCUUGUCGACUGGCAGCCAGACUGGGAGGAUGGGUGCGCUAACUGGGGCUCUGAAGGGGACCUACGAUGGAACGAGAACAUGGACACCUUCCUUCAAGGCAUUCGCGCCUCCCACAACCACAUACGUGGAAAGCUGGGAUUGGAUUCGGCAAAGAAAGGCCUGAGGCUCGUGUUCGUUGUCGAAGGGGUAGAGCGGCUGAAAGAAACCAUGCCUGAAGUGCUGGUGCCUUUGACAAGGCUACAAGAGUUGAGUCAGCUGGACGUCUGUGUCGUAUUUGUCUCGCAAGCUGGGUGGGACACGGUGAAGCCUCCCCUUGCGGCUGCACCGGAUCCCUACUUCAUAGACAUCAUGCCUCCGAGGAAAGAAAGUACGGCUCUCCCCUUCUUGCAGAGCCAGCUCUCGCUAAUCUCGCAUCAAGCUAUUGCGCAGAUGCUGAUAACCCGCUUCCCAACCAUCUACGAAGAGACUGGCUCCACACUUUACCACCCCGCUCUCCAAGUGCUCUAUUCCCAGUUUGCAACAGUUGUGUGCGAUGUUUGUUACGUUUUCACCCACGACCCUCAAGAGCUUCAAUAUAUCGCAGCGGCAAGAUGGCCUGGGUUCAUCCGACCGGUGUUGGACAACCAUCAACGGAAGUUGGAGGAGCUUCAAGACACCAUGCAACUUGAUGAAGACAAUGUCCCGCCGUUCGAGGCCCCAUCCGAGGAAGAGCGCCUCCGACUAAUUCGGCUGUUCACGCCCUCACUGACCGCUGCUGUGGAAUCCCUUUACCCUCGCCUCAUGAACGCGGUCGACUGGGCGAAAUCCAACAUGCCCGAACGUGACCUGUUGACAAUGCCACCAGCACUAGCGCGAGUACAGGUUGUAAAACCUGGAGAAAGCGCGCUGGCUAAUACGUUGGGAUACCUUCCCAGGAUGUCCAAAUUCAUUCUUGUGGCAUCUUUCUUGGCUUCAACAAACCCACCCAAGUCGGAUUUGAGGAUGUUUGGGCGGGGGACAGACGAGAAAAAACGGCGGCGACGUCCGACUCAGGCUACUGGGAAAUCGAAAUCUGGAGUGUCUAAAGUCUCCCAGCGUCUCGUCGGCCCCUCUCCAUUUCCUAUGGAUAGGCUAGUUGCCAUUCUCGGUGCGUUGCUGGAAGAAAACGACGCAGAUAGUCGCCUGGCCACAGAAGAAUUUGCUAUCCCAGGAGAGUACACAGACAUGGAAAUAAGUCGCCGUAGUAUACACUCUUCUGUGAGUCCUACCUCCACCCCUGCUGGAAGCACCGACCCUGAACAUACACGUGCUAUUCAAACAGGUCCUUGA
Coprinopsis cinerea okayama7#130 is the source of this 1584-nucleotide messenger RNA. RefSeq lists its product as hypothetical. The transcript has 3 exons. Gene Ontology annotation, molecular function: DNA replication origin binding. The coding region runs from base 1 to 1584 and encodes 527 amino acids. The record is from RefSeq and is a predicted model, not a curated record. Gene Ontology annotation, cellular component: nuclear origin of replication recognition complex; nucleus. Gene Ontology annotation, biological process: DNA replication initiation; DNA replication. NCBI's taxonomy places the organism in Eukaryota, Fungi, Basidiomycota, Agaricomycetes, Agaricales, Psathyrellaceae.